This is a messenger RNA of Naegleria fowleri, 1368 nucleotides long. RefSeq lists its product as uncharacterized. The record is from RefSeq and is a predicted model, not a curated record. NCBI's taxonomy places the organism in Eukaryota, Heterolobosea, Eutetramitea, Acrasida, Naegleriidae. Bases 1 to 1368 code for a protein of 455 amino acids. The transcript has a single exon.
AUGUCCAUCAUUCACAACAUUAUCAAAUCAGAAACAGGACAAGAUUCUUUUGAACUUAUGAAAAAGUUGUUUGAGUCGGAUACUUCAGGAACAGAUAACGAAACUCAGCUGGCAUGUGUUUCUCUACCAGAACCAAACAUCAUUGACGAACUAAAACCAUGCGAGGAGAAGCUUAGCGAGGCCAUGAACAAUAUUGUGACACCGUUAUGCUUAAUAAUUCUUCAAUGUGGUAUUACAAGAGUACAUUUUGCCGGUGCUAUUACCAGCUGUCCUUAUUUUGAGGCGUUGUUGGGAAAGUUGAUCUCUGAGAAGGGUAUUAAUGCUACCAUUGAUAAGAUUAGACCUUAUUUAAAGGAUCAAUACAAGGGCAUUCGAAUAAUGAAAGUGAAAACUACGUUUGAAAAAUCCGGAAACAGUGCUUUGUUGGAUGGAGUGGAACAACUAAUCAACAGAUCGCUUGCGACAAGCGAUAGUGGUGGAAUUUCAUUUCACUUUUCUGUAUCAAUUCCAGCUCGCUAUAAGAGUCAAUAUUAUGUAGGGUUCUUAGGACUACAAAUUUUUUUUUUAAUUGGCUUAUCUACUUCUCAGAAAGAACGGUUUUGCGUUUCUAUUCGUACUGACGUAAAUACUCUCUAUGCCCUGCAAGAUUUUGAAACCUUUAUCAUCAAAUUCAGUCCUGUAGUAGAUGUGACCAAAAUUGAAACCAUUACAACAGACAACUACUACGAUCUUGGUAUUAGCGAAUUUGAAAGAUUUUCAAUGAUUACUCUCUAUGUUGACUAUAAUAACAUUAUUACGACCAAUCCCAAAUAUCUUGUCCGAGGAGACGUUGAUGAGAAAUAUGUUACACUGGAAUUCUUUUAUACUCUUGUAACCAGAUAUAUGAAAUCGGUUGUAAAAAUCGAACGGGAAGGACGAAUGGAACGCGUUCCUGUCAAUGAUGUCGUUCGAAGUGUAUUGGAUCAUUCAGAAUCAGAUGAAACAACUUGGUAUGGUUUAAAUUAUGAAACCAAGUUUGUUCUUCAACCAUGCUCCAGCAAUCGUCUUUCCAAGCAAGAGAAGGAAGAUGAAUCAAAAGGAUUUGAAAAGUUUUUCAAAGCUAUUGCUCCAACUCAAACACGCCAUAGAUAUCAAAAAACACAGAUUUUGUGUAUCAAUGUUGAAGAUGAUUUGAAGGUACAACAAGAGAUAAAAAAGGCGUGUGUGAGCUGUGGGGCCUAUUGUGAUGAAAUUCCUCAAUUAUUUGUCACGUCUGAAACGCUUGCCAGUUACAAAGAAAACCUGAACAAACCAGACUUAAUUUGUGGCCCAAUUUGUAAGUCUUGUAGAAAUCAAUAUCGAAGAAACAUUUAUUAUCACCAUAAAUAA